UAAGAGUAAAAUUAUUAUCUAAGGUGAUAAGGUCAUGUGAUAGAUAGUCGGACCUUAGUUUCAGGACCAUACAGAACUAAUACCUUAAACCAGACGUUGAAUUCUUUGACAGUCCCCGAAUAUGUCGCUCACUGAAUCAUCUGCUGUUGACGUUGCAAGGGCUGCGUGUGAGGCGUCUCGUCACCUUGCAACGUUAUCCGACACCGCCCGUAACGAAGCGCUGACGGCUCUUUUUCAUGCUCUUGAGAAAAAUAAAGAUGCCAUUCUCGAAGCAAACCGCAGAGACGUCGAGGCAGCAACUCGUGCAACGAACGAUGGCAAUCUCAGUAAAAGCAUUCUUAAAAGACUUGACUUGGCGAGACCUGGAAAGUAUGACGAGAUGCUGCAAGGUAUCCUGAGCGUGCGGAACUUGCAAGAUCCAGAUGAUGGUCUUGUCCUGGAGAGAGUCAGCUGCCCAAUUGGCGUGUUGCUGAUCAUCUUCGAAGCCCGACCGGAAGUUAUCGCCAACAUCAGUGCCCUGUCUAUCAAGUCAGGAAAUGCUGCAAUCUUGAAAGGCGGGAAGGAAUCCACGGAAUCAUUUGCUGCAAUUGCGAAAGUUAUAUCUGAAGCAAUUUCUGGUACUCAGGUUCCUAAUACGUCAAUCCAACUUGUGCAGACACGAGAUGCCGUCUCCUCUCUACUGGCGCAGGACUCAUUGAUCGAUUUGGUUAUACCACGUGGCUCAAAUGAUCUUGUCCGUUUUGUGAAAAACAACACCAGGAUCCCGGUACUGGGUCAUGCCGAUGGUCUCUGCUCUGCGUAUAUCCAUCCAGACGCGGACCUGGAUGUGGCCGUAAAGGUAAUCGUUGAUUCAAAAACCGAUUAUCCGGCUGCAUGUAAUUCCUUGGAAACAUUGCUCGUUCAUGAAGAUGCUCUGGACAGUAUCCUUCCUGUCGUUGCGGAAGCACUCUUCAAGAAGGGUGUCUCGCUCCGUUGUGACUCAUUAUCGAAAGCUGCGUUGACAAAGAAAUUUCGAAAUACGCAAGGAAAUUUGGUACAGGACUCUGAUGAGUCUGAUUACGAUACAGAAUUUUUGGAUCUUAUUCUUGCUGUUAAAACCAUUCCUUCAACCCGUUCUCCGGGAUUGGCUGUCGAGAAAGCCAUCGCCCAUAUAAACUCUCACUCGUCUAAGCAUACUGACAUUAUCUUGACCAAGUCAAGGGAAUUGGCAGACUUAUUCAUGAAAGGGGUUGACAGCGCCGGUGUUUUUUGGAAUGCCUCGACAAGGCUCGCUGACGGCAUGAGAUAUGGAUUUGGCACCGAAGUUGGCAUUAGUACGAACAAGAUUCAUACAAGGGGUCCUGUCGGGUUAACUGGCCUGACAAUAUACAAGUAUCUGAUUAGCGGAAAUGGCCAUGGAGCAGGCGACUAUUCUAGUGGGCAAGGAAGUCGAAAGUGGAAGCAUGAGAGCCUGCCAAUAGAUGACGAAUAGUUGCAUUGGUCACAUUCAAAUUGAGCUUUUUCU
Messenger RNA from Monascus purpureus, 1504 nucleotides. The record is from the annotation of a GenBank genome assembly. NCBI's taxonomy places the organism in Eukaryota, Fungi, Ascomycota, Eurotiomycetes, Eurotiales, Aspergillaceae.